Molecule: messenger RNA, 753 nt
Organism: Panonychus citri (citrus red mite)
Lineage: Eukaryota; Metazoa; Arthropoda; Arachnida; Trombidiformes; Tetranychidae
Product: CDGSH iron-sulfur domain-containing protein 1-like
Exons: 2
Coding region: 188-490 (100 amino acids)
Biological process (GO): regulation of autophagy
Cellular component (GO): intracellular membrane-bounded organelle; mitochondrial outer membrane
Molecular function (GO): 2 iron, 2 sulfur cluster binding
Source: RefSeq, a predicted model, not a curated record
UUUUCCUUAUCUUUGAUUAGAUGAUCAAAGAUUAAUUGUUAUCCUAUUUUUUUAAUUGUUUCCUUUCAUCUUUGAUUAAUUUUUGUUCUCUAAUUAGUUCAAUUAUUGUUCUACCAACGUGGUUACGUGAUUAUUCAGAAAAAAAUUGUCGUUUGCUUUCUAGUGAAGAACUGAAAUAAACUACUCAAUGGAAGGAUUUCAAGAUAAAGGUUCAGUUUUGGCCUAUGGAUUCGCCUUUGUUUCAUUGGCCUAUGCUGCUUACACUAAAUGGCAAGUGUGUUCAUUGGGCUCAAAGAUAAAUCAUUCUAUUCAAAAGGAUAACGCUAAAGUUGUACAUUCAUUUGACAUUGAAGAUUUGGGAAAAAAUGAAGUUUUCUGCCGAUGUUGGAAAUCAAAGAAAUUCCCUUAUUGUGAUGGAGCUCAUAAUGCUCACAACGCCAAAUGUGGUGACAAUAUUGGUCCACUAAUCAUCACCCGAAAAACAGCCUAAAUUUAAACAUUAGCAUCUUUUUUUUAUCCACAAUCACUAGAAUUAUGCAUUAGGACAUCCUAUUGGUAAAACUAUGGAAAAAUAAUCAGAAAAAAUUACUUCAACUAUCUGAAGUUAUCUACAAAUGCAACACCCAAACUUAUCUUACUAAACAAAUAUUUAAUUGUUGUUACAGUGCAACUCUAAUAUUCAUUAGAUUGAUGGAUUAAUUGUUUCUUCCUUUAUACAAUUAGAUUGAUUAAAGGAUUCAUAAUUCACGCUAA